Messenger RNA from Nanorana parkeri, 1400 nucleotides. Its product is annotated as cytoplasmic phosphatidylinositol transfer protein 1-like. Gene Ontology annotation, cellular component: cytoplasm. The transcript has 9 exons. The coding region runs from base 39 to 1007 and encodes 322 amino acids. NCBI's taxonomy places the organism in Eukaryota, Metazoa, Chordata, Amphibia, Anura, Dicroglossidae. The record is from RefSeq and is a predicted model, not a curated record. Gene Ontology annotation, molecular function: phosphatidylinositol transfer activity; phosphatidylinositol binding. Gene Ontology annotation, biological process: phospholipid transport.
ACCGCCCCCAAGAGGUCAUCUCUGGUCAAUACAUCAGCAUGCUGGUGAAGGAGUACCGGAUCUGCAUGCCCCUCACCACAGAGGAGUACAGAAUCGGGCAGCUGUAUACCAUCAGCAGGCACAGCCACCAGGAGAGCGAUCGGGGAGAGGGUGUGGAGGUCAUGGAGAACAGAUCGCACCACGAUCCUGUCUAUGGAGCCGGGCAGUACACAGAGAAGCGGGUCCACCUCUCUAGCAAGCUUCCAGGAUGGGCCCGGGCGGUGGUUCCCAGGAUGUUUUACGUCUGCGAGAAGGCCUGGAAUUAUUACCCCUACACCGUGACAGAAUACACAUGCUCCUUCCUCCCGAAGUUCUCCAUCCACAUCGAGACGAGGUAUUCUGAUGACUGCGGUGACAACGACAGUAUCUUUCCUUCGGACUCGGCAGAAGAUUCCCAUGAAGUGACCCAUCUGGACAUCGCGUACGACGAGAUCCCGGAGAGAUACUACAAGAGUUCCGAGGAUUUGAGGCAUUUUGUCUCCAGCAAGACGGGCCGAGGGCCUCUUCAGGAGGGCUGGAGGUGCCAGUCAAAGCCCAUUAUGUGCUCCUACAAAUUGGUUAAUGUCAAGUUCGAGGUGUGGGGCCUUCAGACACGUGUCGAGCAUUUUGUGCACAAGGUUAUUCGGGACCUGCUGAUCGUUGGCCACCAGCAAGCCUUUGCAUGGGUGGACGAGUGGUAUGGAAUGACCAUGGAGGAGGUUCGAGAGUACGAGAAGGAGACACAGGCCGCCACCAAUGAGAAAAUAGGACCAGUUGCCCCAACCAUUACCAUUACUGCAGAAAGCCAGUGCCCAGCUAUCCGUAGCGCCCCCGCCACCCCCAUCACCGGAGAACCUCCAGAAUUUCUCACCCUGCCCAAAGAAAGACCACGCAAGACCUCUGCCCCGGACACACUUACUCUACCAGAACUCAGAGAACGAGCCAACGGACCUUCCAAUCACCACUCGCCCAACAACACUGACAGCUGAAACCAACGGGUGGAGUCUUUUGCUUCACUCCCAAAAGAUGGGCUGCUCAUUCCCAACUCAUGGGAAGUCCCAAAAACGAUCCUCAUGGACUCUGACAUGAAGAAGUCAACCCUACGAUGGAAUAGACACUGACACAAAGGUUGCGUACCUUGACUUAGGCAGAAGGAGAGUUGGCUUCUUCUCCUUCAAGCAGGAAAGGGAACCUCCAAAAUACUAAAGUGAAACCUUUGAUCCGUCCGGCCAUGUAUUUGCUGUAGCAGAGUCCGAAAACAAAGUACGAAGAAGAUGUCUAGUGUCGAGUCAUUCAGAACUUGUAAAAUUUAAAGCUGUAAAACACCUAAAAGGGGACUAAAUCGUGCGGUGGCUUCACAGCCCUACUCCUCCAGUCAGUUU